AUGUCAGUUAGAGGGGAUUCUUUACAACCAGAUAAUGAGUUUCCAGAUGAAUACAUUGAAGACUGCCCAUGGAUGGAAAUGACAAUGAAAGAUUAUGGUGUAAUCACAGAAUUCGAUCAUCCUUUCAAGAAAACAGGGAAAAAUAUUAAAUCACGUGAUUUAGACUUCGAUAUAGAUGAAUCAGAAAACUCUGUCUUUGAUAAUAAAAGCAUCAAAGCAGGUCCAGAUUUUUAUAAGAAAUGCAAAUUCAGGUUUGCACCCGGAGUUAUGUUCAAUUAUCAGAUCAAAUACGAAAACGAAUAA
Trichomonas vaginalis G3 is the source of this 303-nucleotide messenger RNA. RefSeq lists its product as uncharacterized. Bases 1 to 303 code for a protein of 100 amino acids. The record is from RefSeq and is a predicted model, not a curated record. The transcript has a single exon. NCBI's taxonomy places the organism in Eukaryota, Parabasalia, Trichomonadida, Trichomonadidae.